Plasmodium gaboni is the source of this 3327-nucleotide messenger RNA. RefSeq names its product putative P-loop containing nucleoside triphosphate hydrolase. NCBI's taxonomy places the organism in Eukaryota, Apicomplexa, Aconoidasida, Haemosporida, Plasmodiidae. The transcript has a single exon. The record is from RefSeq and is a predicted model, not a curated record. The coding region runs from base 1 to 3327 and encodes 1108 amino acids.
AUGAUGAAAAUAUUUAUCAAUAAUGUAAACACAUACAGCGGUAGCUGCCUUUGUAAAACAUUUGAUGAAAUUAAAAAUGAAAAAACCGAAAUAUAUGGAACUGUAGACGAUCAAGAAUUAUCUAAUGAUGACUUCAUAAUGUAUAAUUAUGAUAAUGUAAAAAAAAUAAUAUCGAAAAUACCUAAAGAUAAUAUCGUCAAAUAUAUUUUGAAAUGUAAACUCGUCAUAUAUGAUCUACACAAUACAGAUUUAGAAGAAAUAGAAUAUGUCAUUAGAAAGCUUAAAUAUGAAAAAAUAAAAAAUAAUAUGACUAUCAUUCUUAUCUCUUCUAUUAUGACCUGGAAUAAAACGAAAAGAAAAUUCAUAAAAAAAAUUGUAGAAGAAAACAAAGAAAUAACAAAAAAUCAAUAUGAUAAUAUUGGAGAUAAAUCAGGAAAAACAAAUAAUAAUUUAGAAAAGAAAGAUAAUCAAAAUAUUGAAAAAAAUAAUGAAAAAACAAGUAAAAAAAAAGAUAACAAACAGAAUGAAAAUUAUAAUAAAAAUAAUAAAAUUCUAGAUCAUGGUGUAUCUAAUAAACAUGGAAAUAUUAUAAAAAAUCAAGAUAUUAAAUCAGAUCUUCAACAAAAUCUUAAUGAAAAAAUUAACAAAAAAGAAAAAAUUUUAUAUAUUCCUCAAAUAUUCAAUGAAAAAGAUUAUUUAAAAAGAAUAUCAUCUGCUCAUUUUGAUGAAUAUAAAAGUGUCGAAACUCUUAUAUUAUCACUUAAUUCUAUGAAAAAUAUAAAAACACAUGUUGUAGUAUCAGGAUUACUAUAUGGUAAUGGAGAAAGCGUUUUUUUCUCUAUUUUCAAAAAUGCUUGGUUAAGUAAAGACAAUCAUAUUAUUGACAAGGGAAAUAAUUAUAUUCCUGUCAUCCACAUUAGAGGUUUAUGUGAAUAUAUAAAACAAUUGUAUAUUAGUGCAUCCAAAAAAAAAUAUCUCAUAGCUGUUGAUAAUCAAUAUAUUACUCAAAAAGAGCUUAUUCAUACUAUAGCUAGCCAUUUAUCAGGGAACAUGAAUUUUAUGCAUGUGUCACCUCACGAAUCCAUUUUUUAUGAGCAUUCAGAGAAGUUAUGUGUUAAUCUAAGAUUUCAGUGUACUAACAUAUAUGACGAUAAGGAAGGGGAGGAACAUGAAAAAAAGAAAAAGUCAAAUAAGAUCAAUAAAAAUAAAAAAAAAAAUGAAGAGGAAGAUAUAAGUGAUAAUGAUGAGGAAGAUAUAAGUGAUAAUGAUGAGGAAGAUAUAAGUGAUAAUGAUGAGGAAGAUAUAAGUGAUAAUGAUGAGGAAGAUAUAAGUGAUAAUGAUGAGGAAGAUAUAAGUGAUAAUGAUGAGGGAGAUAUAAGUGAUAAUGAUGAGGGAGAUAUAAAUGAUAAUGAUAAGGAAGAUAAUCAUAGCGAUACAGAUAAUAGUGUUUCAGACAAGACAGAAGGCAAUACCGACGAUGACAAUAUUGACAGUGAACAAAGUAGUAAUAUUAAUAUGAAUGAUAGCAAUGAUGAUAGCAAAAAUGGUAGUAUUAUUGAUAAUGACAAUAAUGAUGAUAGCGAUUCAUAUAAUAGUACUAUGAAAAAAAAAGAUAAAAAGAAAAAAAAUAAUCUCAAAGAAACCAAAAAUAAAAAUAAAAAUAAAAAUAAAACGAAAAAUAUUAUUACAUUUCAUUGUCAAGACGGAUUUAUUAAUAAUAUCGCCAUUAUAGCAAAAGAAUUUUGUGAAUUUCGAAAUUUGAAAAAUUUAAAAGUCCUUAUUAUAGGGCAACCAGGUGUCGGAAAAACAUUUAUAGCUAAAAAAAUAUGUGAUCAUUAUAAUUUAAUAAUGUGUUCUAUUAAUAUGUUAAUAAAUGAAUAUAAAAACAGAACAGAUUAUACAUUUCCAAAAUAUUAUCAAGAAUAUAUAAAUGAAUUAGAUAAUGAAAAAAAGAAAAAUAUACCCCCAAAAAAGUUAACUUUAUCAGAUCUUUCUUCAUUAUUUUAUUCAAAACUGGAAAAUAACGAGUGUAAGUUUAGGGGAUUUGUUUUGGACUUUUUCCCAAGGAAUUAUGAGGAAGCUAAAUUUUUUUUCGAAAACUACAAAAGGGAGGUGCCUGAAAAGGACAAAGAGAUGAGAAAUGGUAAAAGGGAUGAAGAAGACAAGAAUAUAAAAGGAAAUAAUAAAAGUAAAAAAAAGGUAAAGAAAAAGAAGAAUGAGGGGAAUGAUAAGGAGGAAGAUGAUGAAGAUAUGGAAGAAGAUGAUGAUAAAGAUCAAGAUGAAGAUGAUAAGGAAGAAGAUGAUGAUAAAGAUCAAGAUGAUGAUGAUAAAGAAGAAGAUGAUGAUGAUAAGGGAGAAGAUGAUGAUAAAGAUCAAGAUGAUGAUGAUAGCGAAGAAGGUAAUAAUAAUGAUAAUAGUGAUUAUAAUGAAGAUAAUGAUGAUGAAAAAAUCUCAGAAAAUUCAGAAAAGACAAAUACGAUCACACAUAGUGAUGAAGAAUCACAAAGUGUUAAACAAACAUCAAAUAAAAAAAAGAAGAAAAAGAAAAAAAAAAAAAAAAUUAUAGAAAAUAUAAAUAAAUAUAUUAUUAUGCCCGAAUUUGUUAUUAUAUUAAAAUCUACAGAAGAAUUAUGUAAAAAGAGAAUGAUGAAUUUACCUGAAAAUGAAAUAAUAAAAGGACAUAAUGAUGAAAUAGGUUUUGAAAGAAGACAUAAAAAAUAUAUUAACGAAAAUUGUAGAAAUGACUAUUUUGAAUUUGAUCAGAAACAAAGUAUUGAAGAUUAUUUUAUAGAAAAUGAUAUUGAAGUAUAUACACUUAAUAUAAAUGAAAAUACUUUAUUAGAACAUAUAUUAACUAAUAUUUAUAUAUUUAUUGAAAAAAAUGUCAAAUUUAAUAAUUUCUUACCAUCCACAGAUGAAAUGUUAAAAAACAAAUUACAGGAAGAACAACAAAUAUUAAUGGAUGAAAAACAAAAAAUUAAAGAUAUAGAAGAUAAGGUAGUACUAGAAGAAAUUAAACAAAAUGAUGAUCUAAUAAAAGCUGAAAAAAAAAGACAACAAUUAUUAAUUAAACAUCAACAACAAUAUAUUCAUAAUCAAUCUGUACCUUUAAGAUUUUAUUUAAUCAAAAAUAUUUUACCAAUACUAACAGAUGCUUUAAUAUAUAUAUGUAAAACUAAACCAAAAAAUCCGUGUUUGCAUAUAGCGCAGUAUUUAUUAGAAAAUGCUCAUAAGUAUAAUAUCGAGGAGCCUAAUCUGGAAAACCUGCAGCCUGAAAAGAAUGACGAGGAUAAUCAGAUAAAUGAAAAACCAAAGGAUCAAAAUUGA